This is a messenger RNA of Fusarium coffeatum, 1020 nucleotides long. RefSeq lists its product as uncharacterized. The transcript has 2 exons. The record is from RefSeq and is a predicted model, not a curated record. Lineage: Eukaryota; Fungi; Ascomycota; Sordariomycetes; Hypocreales; Nectriaceae. Bases 1 to 1020 code for a protein of 339 amino acids.
AUGAUGCUCACGAAAGAAACUGUACCAGGAUUCCGCAUUCUUUCGCCAGCUUCCUCUUUACCUGACAACAUCACAAACAUGGCUGACGAAGAAAAGGAUACGACAAUAGUCUGCGGCGAGAGUACACAAACACCAAAAGAGAAUGCAAUAGAGUCGUCUCCUCUAUCAGCAGUGCCUGAUUCAAGAUUUGAUGAUACACCGACCUCCAAGGCUCAUCAACUACCAAACACCACUGCAACUUCUCCAAACGACCAGGAGACAAGCCCGACCACCACGCCAAAAAGUGCCAAGAAGGCCAAAGCCAGGAAGAGAGUCGUUGUGAAGAAGACAGCGAAAAAAUCGAAAUGGAAUGCAGGCAAUAUUUUGACUGACCAAAGAUCGCCUCUAGCUUCCGCCGAUCUCAGAAGCAUAUUGUCAAAUCCCAUGGCCUGGGACGUUCUCGACAAAGAAGAGAAGGCGGAGAUCCUGGCACUUUUCCCAGACUCUGAGCAUAUUCUGGAAGCCGGCACAGAAAAUGCAUGUCCCGACUUUGCGUCGCUCAUGAACGACGACAGCUUCCGCCGCGACUGCGCAGCUUAUACAGAGAACAUCGCACAAGGUCGGCAUGACCCCGAGUGGCUGGCCGAGGCUUGGUCAGCACACGAGAGACGGAAAAUGGGCGACUUUGACGAGUAUUUGGACAACAAAUUCAAGGACGACUGGGAUGUUGAGCUCCCGCCAGAGUUUAAGAAGAAGCGAGGCCCUGCUGUGUCGAAUGAAGAAGGCGACGUCAAGAUGGAAGAUGCCGAGCCCAAGACCAACGGAAAUGAGUUUGAAGCGAAUGCUAGUUUGGCGAACAGCACACCAAAUGAGCAGAAGGACAAAAAACCUGAGAUGGACUCUGGGGUAGAUGCACUACCUCAAGGUGACGCUGUGCAAGAGGAACCGACAGUUGUGGCUGAUGGACAUCGGGAAGACACUGCAAUGGAGGUUGAUGGCGAAGACACAAAGAAUGAGUUGAAGCUCGUUGAUGGAAAGUGA